AUGGCUAAUGAGGGUACUGUCCUUUUGAAUAACUGGCUCCAGGCUAGAAACCGAGUAACUUCACUAAGUUGGGAAGAGUCAACGACGGGUCCCAGACAUUCCCCGCAAUGGACGUCCGUUUGUAAGAUCGAUGGACAAGAUUACGGUCGUGGAACGGGAGCGCAGAAACAUCUCGCUCGUGACAUAGCUGCAAAAGCGGCAUUGGAACGUCUCAUCCAGGAGAGCGAGUAA
Messenger RNA from Fibroporia radiculosa, 231 nucleotides. RefSeq lists its product as uncharacterized. The coding region runs from base 1 to 231 and encodes 76 amino acids. Lineage: Eukaryota; Fungi; Basidiomycota; Agaricomycetes; Polyporales; Fibroporiaceae. The transcript is spliced from 4 exons. The record is from RefSeq and is a predicted model, not a curated record.